AUGAAAUCUUACCAGGAGUUGACUACUUUAUCCGCCGUGGAUGAAGCUGGCCACAGCAAGCUCUCUUCUGGCUGUGACUACGCCCUGUUCCAGGAUGGCAUGGGGCCCAGGUGGGAAGACGGCAGGAAUAGGCGGGGUGGCCGCUGGCUGGUCAGCCUGGCCAAGCAGCAGCGCCGCAGUGAGCUGGACCAGCUGUGGCUGGACACGCUGCUGUGUCCGACAGGGCAGAGCUCUGGGGAACGCGGCAACAGGGUUUGUGGGGCCAUUGUUGGCAUCCACGCCAACAGGGACAAGGUCGCUGUGUGGACCAGGGAGGCGGGAAACCAGAAGUCAUCUUGCAACAUCGGGCGUGUAUACAAAGAGCACUUGGGCCUCUCCGCAAAGACCAUCACUGGGUACCAGACCCACGCAGACACUGUCACCAAGAGCAGCUCCCUAGCCAAGAACAAGUUGGCGGAGGGGGGUGAGGGGGCCUUGGCACCCCUCCUUUUUAAGUGGGACAGCUUCUUACUGCUGCGUUGGGGAGCAAGACUUGGGGCGUAAGACAGCCUGGCUCUUGCUGGUCAAGUGAACAGGAGUAUGUACAGGUUUUAACACC
This is a messenger RNA of Microcebus murinus (gray mouse lemur), 598 nucleotides long. NCBI's taxonomy places the organism in Eukaryota, Metazoa, Chordata, Mammalia, Primates, Cheirogaleidae. The record is from RefSeq and is a predicted model, not a curated record.